CCGGCUAUAUCCACAUCCACAUCCACAUCCAGAUGCACAUCCACAUCCACCGUAGGCGUCCACCGCCAGCCAAUCACAGGCGCCCACCACGGAGAACCGGUUUUCCGGGCUACCAGCUAGCUACCUGCUUGGGAUCGGGAAAAACUGGCUGCGACCCACGGCGAGUUAGCACUCGAGCGGAGCUACUCGAGAUCAGUUCGUUGCGAAACGUCGAGCGUGAAAGAACCUCAGAGCGCAUCUUCAUCCUCAGUUACGAGCGGCGAGUGAACAGUGAAGCAUUCCAAACUCUAUCAGUUGAUAUCAGAACAGUUCUAAGACAUUUUACCGAGUGCUAGACGCCAAGUGUGCAAGUGAUUCGAAAUGCUUUCCAUGCAAGAGCUAAUGGAUAUGCGGAUGCAGCAGCAGCUGGCCCACGAGAUCUACCGCCAGCAGAUCAUGCAGCGGAUUCCAGAUCCCUUUCCCUCGAUGUUACCCUUCAACAUGCCCCACCAGCAGCCGCACAUGAUGCUGCCCAGUCGUCCCAGCCUGCCCGGCGUGGAGGCCAAGUUGGAGAACAACGAUCUGUGGCAACAGUUCCAUAAAAUCGGCACCGAAAUGAUCAUCACAAAGAGCGGCCGACGCAUGUUCCCCUCGAUGCGCGUUUCCCUCAGUGGCCUGGAGGAGGAGGCCAGCUAUUGUGUGCUCCUCGAGAUGGUGCCCAUUGGCGACUGCCGCUACAAGUUCUCCGGAUCCCAGUGGGUUCCGGCCGGUGGAGCCGAGCCGCAGAGUCCGCAGCGCAUGUAUCUGCAUCCGGACAGUCCGGCCACCGGUGCCCAUUGGCAAUCGCAGGCACUGCUCUUCAACAAGGUUAAACUGACCAACAAUACCCUGGACAGCAGCGGACAUAUCGUUUUGGCCAGCAUGCAUAAGUACCAGCCACGCCUGCACAUCAUCCGCAGCAGCGAGCUCACCCAACUGCCCUGGGCUCCGCAGCAGGCGUUCGUUUUCCCGGAGACGGAGUUCGUAGCUGUCACGGCAUAUCAGAACGAUCGCAUCACCAAAUUGAAGAUCGACAACAAUCCUUUCGCAAAGGGUUUCCGCGAGUCGGGCCAAUCCCGCUGCAAAAGGAAGCUGAACAGCAGCGGAAACUCCACUCUGGAGUCGGAGGACGAUGGCUCCAGUGUGAGCAGCUGCGAUUCUCCGCAGGCGAAGCGCCAGCGCCAGGACUUUGAGCAGGACUCAACGGGCAGUGUUUCCCCUGCUUACUAUGGAGCAACUCAUCCAGUGACCAGCUCUAUGUCGCCAUCCGUCUAUCUCCGCCAUCCUCUGAGCUAUGGACCCAGUGGAGCUCCCGGCUUGCCGCCCAGCAUUGCAGCUGCCUAUUUCGGUGGAGUUCCUCCACAGAUGCUGCCAAUGCACCCAGCAACAUAUGUGCCAACUGCCGCUCCUGUUAGUCCUGUGCCCUCGCAGCCAGUUGGCUCCAGCACACCCACAACCUCACCGAAACCUUCAACCUCCACGAAAAGAAAUAGCUUCAGCAUUUCAGCCAUUUUGGCCUACUGAAUAAUAACAUAUUUCGAAAACCUACUUAAGUUGGAGUCAUCAUCUGUUGUGAUUAGUGAGAAACGUGUGCAUAUACUUUGUAAGCUACUCUAUGCUACAUAUAAGAUCGUUUAGGAACCAAGCUGCAAUCAUAUACCUUGUUAAUUCGUUUUAAGAGUCUUUGGUUGAAAUAAACAAAUCAGACAUCGAAUCCGUAGAAAA
Molecule: messenger RNA, 1743 nt
Organism: Drosophila teissieri
Lineage: Eukaryota; Metazoa; Arthropoda; Insecta; Diptera; Drosophilidae
Gene: Doc1
Product: T-box transcription factor TBX6
Exons: 6
Coding region: 361-1542 (393 amino acids)
Biological process (GO): regulation of transcription by RNA polymerase II; cell fate specification; heart development
Cellular component (GO): nucleus
Molecular function (GO): RNA polymerase II cis-regulatory region sequence-specific DNA binding; DNA-binding transcription factor activity, RNA polymerase II-specific
Source: RefSeq, a predicted model, not a curated record